Messenger RNA from Equus quagga, 645 nucleotides. RefSeq names its product deleted in malignant brain tumors 1 protein-like. The transcript is spliced from 5 exons. NCBI's taxonomy places the organism in Eukaryota, Metazoa, Chordata, Mammalia, Perissodactyla, Equidae. The annotation marks the transcript as partial. Gene Ontology annotation, cellular component: membrane. The record is from RefSeq and is a predicted model, not a curated record.
CUGCAGGUGUGUCUGGCUUGAUAAUUAAUAUUUACUGACAAAAAUCAGGUCAAGUAGCUGGGCACAGAGAAGACCAUAAGAAUUCCAAGUCUGCGUCUGUCACUCGCUGCUUUAGACAAACCAUUUGGAGCUCAGUAACUCAACCAUGUCCUUGUGUUCCUAGAGUGUCAAGGGAUAAAAUCAACAGUGAGAAACACCAUGGAAACCACUUCUAGGGAGACACAGACGCCAACUGGCCCCUGGGACAGGACAAUCGGAGAUGUGAUAUUACCAGCAGGGACCGAAUCAGGUUUGGCCCUGAGGCUGGUGAACGGAGGUGACCGGUGUCAGGGCCGGGUGGAGGUCCUGUACCGAGGCUCGUGGGGCACCGUGUGCGAUGACUACUGGGACACCAACAAUGCCAACGUGGUGUGCCGGCAGCUGGGCUGUGGCUGGGCCACGUCGGCCCCGGGAAGUGCCAACUUCGGUCAGGGCUCGGGGCCGAUUGUCCUGGACGACGUGCGCUGCUCAGGCCAGGAGUCCUACCUGUGGAGCUGCGCCCACAACGGCUGGAACAAUCACAACUGUGGUCACCACGAGGAUGCUGGUGUUGUCUGCUCAGGCUGUGAACUCCCUGAGGGCAAGGCCUGUAUCCAGUGUCCCGCU